Messenger RNA from Brassica napus (rape), 935 nucleotides. Its product is annotated as outer envelope pore protein 21A, chloroplastic. The transcript has 5 exons. Bases 264 to 767 code for a protein of 167 amino acids. The record is from RefSeq and is a predicted model, not a curated record. Gene Ontology annotation, biological process: regulation of monoatomic anion transport. Lineage: Eukaryota; Viridiplantae; Streptophyta; Magnoliopsida; Brassicales; Brassicaceae. Gene Ontology annotation, molecular function: voltage-gated monoatomic anion channel activity.
GUUAAAAAGUAGCUUGCUCUUACGUGGCAGCUUCUUAUUGGCUCAAAGGUGUUGAUAGACUCCGAAUGUGGUGUGGUCACUAAUUAAACCAAAAAUACCGAAAUGGUAUCAAACCGAAUGUUGUGAACCGUAACUUUGUAAACCGAACCGAACCGAACCUGAUGAUAAGCCAACCAGCGACUAGGUAGGAGGAAUCUAGUAGUUGGUGGUUCCGCAAAAGUGCCUUUGGUUCCCAAGAAAAUCUAGUGAAAGAGAAAGAGAAGAUGGAGACUUCUCUGAGGUAUUCAGCAAACUCCAGGUCUCUGAGAAUCCAUGCCAAAGAGAAGCUCUCGGUUUACUCCAAAACUCAUUUGCAGCUUCAUGGGGAGCUAGAUACACGGGCUGGAUCGCCAAGUUACUUCUGUGCGAUGAUAAGACACUUUUUCCAUGAGGCUUCGACAAACAUUGGAGUAGGCUUGCAUUACGAUAAAAGCCAAAAGCUUCGGGGUUUUGUACGUGGGAAAAAGAAGUUCCCUGUGAGAACCGAUGCGCUUCUAACCUUUAAUAUCAAAGGAAGAUGUGAUUUUGACCAGGAGUUUAAUCAGAGGAACCCAAAAGGAGCUGCUGAAUUUGAUUUGAACAUAUGGAAGUUUGAGAAAGAUCAGGACUUACGCCUCAGAGUUGGCUACGAGAUGUUUGACAAGGUCCCAUACAUGCAGAUUAGAGAAAACAAUUGGACUCUCAACACCAACUUGAAAGGAAAAUGGAAUGUGAGGUUUGAUCUUUAAGGAGGGAAACAUGAACAGAACACACAUUAAAGGAAAGAUUACAUUCUAUACUUGAUCGUUUUGAGAGAAAUGUAUUACUGAUUGAGUUAUUCUUGGGUUCACCCCCUAGGCUGAACCUAACCAAUAGGAUUUCAUUAUUUCAAAUUUAAUAUCUUUUAAAAUAGGAAA